This is a messenger RNA of Penaeus indicus, 1218 nucleotides long. Its product is annotated as serine/threonine-protein kinase meng-po-like. Lineage: Eukaryota; Metazoa; Arthropoda; Malacostraca; Decapoda; Penaeidae. Gene Ontology annotation, biological process: peptidyl-threonine phosphorylation; peptidyl-serine phosphorylation. Bases 1 to 1218 code for a protein of 405 amino acids. Gene Ontology annotation, molecular function: ATP binding; protein serine/threonine kinase activity. The record is from RefSeq and is a predicted model, not a curated record. The transcript is spliced from 3 exons.
AUGCUGGCAGGCAAAGACAUCGUGUCGGGCGGCGGCAACGGUGACCUUCCGGAGGAAUCCCUGAGCGACAAUUAUGACAUCCUUAUGAUCCUCAGCUACGGCAGGAUGGCCAAGGUGUACCUAGCGGCCGAGCGCGCGACGGGGGAGGAGGUGGCGCUGAAGGCCGUGUACCGCGACAUGGUGCGCCGGAGGGACGUGAAGCGAGAGUACCACUACGCGUCUCACCUCGACCACCCGAACCUGGCGAGCGCGACGGCCCGGCUCUUCCAGACCGACCUGUACUUCGUCUACCCGAUGGAGUACGCGGCCUACGGGGACCUGGGGGCGCUGCUCAAGGCCAGGACGGUGGAGGAGAUCCCCGCACGCUGGAUGGCGGAGCAGUUGGCCAGCGCCCUCACGUACCUGCACGGCUUCCAGCUGGUGCACGGCUGCCUGGUCCCCGAGAACAUCCUGAUCUUCCGGCCCAACCUGUCCCUCGUCAAAAUCACCGACUUCGGCGCCACCUGCCGCAGCGGGACGUACGUGCGGCGCCGCCUGUCCCUCGGGCCAUACAACCCGCCCGAACUCAGCCGCAGCGACGUGGGCGAGUGCUACUACACCGGGACCUCCCUGGACUCGUGGGCGCUGGGCGUGCUCAUCAUCCACUGUCUGACGGGGGUGAAGCCCUGGGCCACCAGCGACGUGUCCGACCCCGACUACGCCGCCUUCAGGAACUGGCAACGCGUCAAGUCCACCCGCGUGCCCAGGCCUUUCAAGAGGUUCACGGUGCGCCUCCUGCGGCUGGUGCGGCGCCUGCUGGAGCCCCGCGGCUGGUCGCGCUACGCCGCCAAGGAGGUCUUUAAGUACACUGAGGACGACUGGCUGAUCAAGUCCCGAGACCGGAGCGAUAGCUACGACACGAGCGCGAUGGUGCUGCCGCCGCGCCCCCCGAGCCAGCCGCACCCCCAGGCGCCCUCCCCCCCGCAGCCGGAGCAGGGGGACGCGCAGGACAAGAGCAAGGAGCAGGAGCAGCCCCAAGGUCGAGUGUCGAGCCCCAGGCGGUUCCUGUCGGAGCUGCUGCGCUUCAGCUCCCCGAACUCGUCCUUCAGGCAACGGCGGCGAUACCAUGCCUGGCACCAUUCCUCCUCCUCCUCCUCCUCCUCGACCUCCAUCUCGUGGCUUAACUCGUCCUCGUCUUCCUCCUCCUUCUGUGCCUCAGGCCCUUACUCGUCCGUGUAG